Molecule: messenger RNA, 3423 nt
Organism: Heterotrigona itama
Lineage: Eukaryota; Metazoa; Arthropoda; Insecta; Hymenoptera; Apidae
Source: the annotation of a GenBank genome assembly
UACUAGAUAUCAACAAUUUGCCAUUACCGGAACAUCAGCCAUCUAUAUGAAUCCAUUGUCAAUGGCGUGUUAUUUGUAAAAGUACUUUCAAGAAGUUCAACGUACGGUAAGAGGUUCAACGUGCAAAGAUAUCAUCGAGUUAGACGAUAAAUGAACAACCGUGGAGACAUAUCGCCGUCGACAUUUCGAGACGUUUGAAAAUCUUCGCACGGCAAAUGAGACUCGCUGCCUCUCUACACUCGCUGCGAUCAACGCGUGUGCAUGGUAGUAAAAUGGCUGCCGAGAAACGUCAAUACAUUUUGUAUCAAUAGCAGCUUACCUUUUGUAAAUAACCGUGGCAAGGGGGAUCGCAAUAAAACGGAUGCCGUUCAAUUAACAGUUCUCGACUUUUUUUUUCGUAAUCGUGUGCGUGUACGGGUGCAUGUGAACCGGAAAUGGCAGAAUUCGUGCGUGGAGGACCGAGCGUGUCCAACAGUGCUAAGAUGGAUCACAAUAGCAAAGGAGGUUCCCCUAGCACUGGUAGUGAAGAUGGUGGACAGAAUGAGUCAAUGAAUGCGGAAAAUGAAUUUGAUCCUUUCCUUGAAAAUAUACCAGACGAUAUUCAAGACACAGAGGAACAUGAUAGUGCUAAUGCGACAUUAUUAACAGCUCCUCCAGAAAAUCAGUGGUAUCACGGUAGAUUAGAUAGAUUUACUGCAGAGGAAAGACUGUGGGACGCAAGUAAAAUGGGUAGUUAUUUAGUACGUGAGAGUGACAGAAAGCCUGGAAGUUACGUGUUGUCCUAUUUGGGCAGAACUGGCAUUAAUCAUUUUAGAAUUACAGCUGUGUGUGGAGAUUAUUAUAUUGGAGGCAGACAGUUCAACAGCUUGUCAGAUCUUGUCGCAUAUUAUACUCACUGCUCUGAUCUUCUAAAGAGAGAAAGACUUAUACAUCCUACUCCACCUCCUGAACCAGUGAAUGAUAAGAAACGAAUAGUUGCGAUACUGCCAUACACGAAAAUGCCUGACACGGAUGAAUUGAGUUUCCAAAAGGGUGACAUAUUUUUUGUGCAUAAUGAUAUGGGAGAUGGUUGGUUAUGGGUUACUGCUCAUAGAACUGGUGAACAAGGUUUAAUAUUCCGUGAAUUAGUAGAGGAUUUGGAUGAUUCCAUUGAUCCUAAUACUGUAUUUUCCUGGUUUCAUCCUAAUGUUACUAAAAGUGAGGCUGUUGACAUGUUGGUGAAGGCAGGACCUGGCAGUUUCUUGGUCAGGCCUUCGGACAAUAGUCCUGGAGAUUAUUCACUCUUUUUUCAUAUAAACAAUCAAAUUCAAAGAUUUAGGAUUGAAAAAAAAGGCGUACGUUAUCUCAUGGGCGGUAGAACUUUUGAAUGUCUUGAUGCUGUUAUAAACAGAUAUCGGAAAGAACAAAUAGUCGAAGGUCACACUUUAGUUCAAGCGAUGGUAACUGAGCCUGACGGUAGCGUGAGGGUCAAUAGAGAGGUGCAACACGCGGAAAAGAUAUACGCAACUCUUAGAGAAUGCCGUGAACAAUCUGGAGCAAAGAAAAACAAGGGAAUUAAAAUGCAAGGAUAUUUAGAAAAGAAAUCAGAGAAGAAUAAAAAAUGGAAAGCAUUGUAUUUUGUACUUUUAGUAGAUGCAACUGAUACUCAUUUAUAUUUGUAUGACAAUCCGAAGAGGACCAAACCUAAAGGUCUUAUCGAUUUAAGCUGUGCUUAUUUAUACCAGGUUCACGAAAGCGUGUUCGAUAGACCUCAUUGCUUUCAAUUAGUUGAACGUGCUUUACCAUGUUUGGCCACGAUAACAUAUUUGGCUGCUCCGAAUUCCGAGAAUGCUUUAGACUGGAUUAAUGCCUUGAAACCAUUAUGUGUAUCACAACUUACUCGUGCGCCAAAGGUUGCUCGUCUUCGUGAAUUACGUUCAUUACAUCUGCAUAUUUUAGACGCUCAUAGACUUCCAUAUAAGCUAGUACCAAACCCAUUCAUAAUAGUGGCUCUAAAUAAUGUAAAAGUUGCUCGCACAAAAGUUAAGACUGGAUUACAUCCAAUUUGGGAUGAAGAAUUCAUUUUAGAGGAUGUGCCACCGGAUGUUAUGUCGUUUUCCUUAACAUUGUAUAACAAGGGAAAACGUAGUAAAGAUACGGAAGUGGCAGAAUUAACAGUCGAAUUGGCAAGUUUGACAAAUGGCGAAGAAAUGGAUGAAUGGUAUCCAUUGUCAGGACUCACUCCGAUUGGCGAAUGGGGCGUACUUCGUUUACGAAUAAGAUAUCGGCACGAUUUAGCGAUGCCUCCUGAAGAGUAUAGUCCAUUGCAACAGUUACUAUUGGACCCAGAAUUGCAUGUUGUUAGGGCAUUAGCAGAUGUGUGUCAUUUGGAUAGAGUACCAUUGGCAAAUAGUUUACUUAGAAUAUUUAGGUGGACAAAGAAGAUGAAACGCCAACACUUUUUAGAGCUGCUAGCCUUACGACUACUUUAAUGGAUUUAUAUAUGAAGUCAGUUUGUACCUCUUUUUUGAAAGCCGCUUUACGCGACACCAUAGUGAAAUUAAUUGAAAGUAAACAGAGCUGUGAACUAAAUCCAACAAAAAUGGAUUCUCCGGAAGAUGCAUGCAGUAACGCGGAAUUUUUACUGCAGGUUUUAGACGAAGUGACAUUAAGCAUUUUUACAAGUCCCGAUGCAUGUCCAAGAACCUUGAGAUAUAUUUGUGGAUGUUUGCAAAGAGCAGUUGUUGCCAAGUGGCCACAUGAAAGACUAGUCAGAACGCGAGUAGUCAGUGGAUUUAUAUUUUUACGCCUACUUUGCCCUGCCAUAUUAAAUCCUAGGUCAUUUAAUUUAAUAGCUGAACCACCACCUCCAGCUGCUGCAAGAUCGCUAGUAAUGGUUGCGAAAUGUUUACAAAAUCUGGCUAAUUUGGUAGAAUUUGGCGGAAAAGAACCAUAUAUGGAGGUAGUUAAUCCAUUUAUUCUUAAAAACAAAGAAAGAAUGGUUGUUUUUCUGGAUCAGUUGUCUAACGUAACUGAAAAACCAGAAUCUGAAGGUACAGAUCCAAGAAAUAGAAGUUGCGUUUCGGAUACGGCAAGAGAUUUGGCCACUUUGCACCAUAUUUGUGUUUCUCAUUUAAAAGAACUUCAAGUUUUAUCAAAAACUCAGCCAACAAUAAAGCAAUUAGUAACCGUGACUGAAAUGUUAAGUAAACACAAACAAAAAUAUAUGGAAAUGAUACGGUAGUGCUAAAGCCAUUCGCCAUGAAUAAUGCCAAACGUAACAAAACAAUUUAUAAGAUUUGAUGACAGAUACACGGUAGUAUUUAAUAAUUACUCUUAAGUGGUUUAAGUAAUUAAACGUACAGACUGACGUGCCAUAUAUAUAUAUAUUAGUGUGUAUGGUAUAUAUGUAUAUAUGUGUAUGUAUGUGUAUAUAUACAUAUA